Molecule: messenger RNA, 450 nt
Organism: Nematolebias whitei (Rio pearlfish)
Lineage: Eukaryota; Metazoa; Chordata; Actinopteri; Cyprinodontiformes; Rivulidae
Product: cathepsin K-like
Exons: 4
Coding region: 1-450 (149 amino acids)
Biological process (GO): immune response
Cellular component (GO): lysosome
Molecular function (GO): cysteine-type endopeptidase activity
Source: RefSeq, a predicted model, not a curated record
AUGCUGGAGGAUUAUAUGCACAAGCUGCUGGACCCCCUCCAACACGUAGCACUGGAGGGCAGGAUGCAGACCGCUGAGGAGAUCAAUGGAAGGUUAAACUGUUUGAAGCUGGAGGAGCCUCCUAAUUUUAGGAAUGACAUGUUUAAAGACACGACGGGACUAUCAAUACCAGCGAGUGUGGACCGGAGGGAAAACGGUCUAGUUGGACCUGUCGGGAACCAGGGAUUGUGUGGCUCAUGCUGGGCCUUAGGCUCUUUAGGGGCCCUUGAGGGGCAAAUAAAGAAGAAAACGCGGGUCCUCGUCACUCUGAGUCCACAGAACCUGGUGGACUGCAGCACAGAGGAUGGAAACCUUGGCUGCAAAGGAGGCUUCAUCACAAAAGCGUACCGUUACAUCAUCCGGAAUAGUGGUGUUGAUUCGGAGAGCUUUUUGAGACCUGCAUGCUUCUAA